GGCGCUGAGAGUCCGUGAGCUGCCCAGCGCCUAAGGCCUGGCUUGUAGCUCCCUACCCCGGGCUGCCGGCCCCGAAGUGCCGGCUGCCACCAUGAAUAGUGAGGAGCAGUACUACGCGGCCACACAGCUCUACAAGGACCCGUGCGCAUUCCAGAGGGGCCCGGUGCCAGAGUUCAGUGCUAACCCCCCUGCGUGCCUGUACAUGGGCCGCCAGCCCCCACCUCCGCCGCCACCCCAGUUUGCAGGCUCGCUGGGAACGCUGGAACAGGGAAGUCCCCCGGACAUCUCCCCAUACGAAGUGCCCCCGCUCGCCGAUGACCCGGCUGGCGCGCACCUCCACCACCACCUCCCAGCUCAGCUCGGGCUCGCCCAUCCACCUCCCGGACCUUUCCCGAAUGGAACCGAGACUGGGGUCCUGGAAGAGCCCAGCCGCGUUCAUCUCCCUUUCCCGUGGAUGAAAUCCACCAAAGCUCACGCGUGGAAAAGCCAGUGGGCAGGAGGUGCAUACGCAGCAGAACCGGAGGAGAAUAAGAGGACCCGGACAGCCUACACUCGGGCCCAGCUCCUGGAGCUGGAGAAGGAAUUCUUAUUUAACAAAUACAUCUCCCGGCCUCGCCGGGUGGAGCUGGCAGUGAUGCUCAACUUGACUGAGAGACACAUCAAAAUCUGGUUCCAAAACCGUCGCAUGAAGUGGAAGAAAGAGGAAGAUAAGAAACGUAGUAGCGGGACAACGAGCGGGGGCGGUGGGGGCGAAGAGCCCGAGCAGGAUUGUGCCGUAACCUCGGGCGAGGAGCUGCUGGCAUUGCCACCGCCACCACCUCCCGGAGGUGCUGUGCCCUCAGGCGUCCCUGCUGCUGCCCGGGAGGGCCGACUGCCUUCGGGCCUUAGUGCGUCCCCACAGCCCUCCAGCAUCGCGCCACUGCGACCGCAGGAACCCCGGUGAGGACCGCAGGCUGAGGGUGAGCGGGUCUGGGACCCGGAGUGCGGACAUGGGCAUGGGCGCGGGCAGCUGGAUAAGGGAGGGGAUCAUGAGGCUUAACCUAAACGCCACACAAGGAGAACAUUCUUGGGGGCACAAGAGCCAGUUGGGUAUAGCCAGCGAGAUGUUGGCAGAUCUCUGAAAUAAAAGACCCGAGCUUCUGAAAACUUAGAGGCUGCCUCUGGUGCCAUGUGAACCGCCAGGUCUGCCUCUGGGACUCUUUCCUGGGACCAAUUUAGAGAAUCAGGCUCCCAACUGAGGACAAUGAAAAGGUUACAAACUUGAGCGGUCCCAUAACGUCCACCAGGCGAGCUGGACCGGGUGCCUGUGACUGAUCGGCCGAGCAAUCUAAGGUUGAGAAUAAACGGAGCUGCUUGAGGUUUCAAA
Messenger RNA from Rattus rattus (black rat), 1366 nucleotides. RefSeq names its product pancreatic and duodenal homeobox 1 (gene Pdx1). Bases 92 to 943 code for a protein of 283 amino acids. Gene Ontology annotation, biological process: regulation of transcription by RNA polymerase II; type B pancreatic cell differentiation. Gene Ontology annotation, cellular component: nucleus. Gene Ontology annotation, molecular function: DNA-binding transcription factor activity, RNA polymerase II-specific; RNA polymerase II cis-regulatory region sequence-specific DNA binding. NCBI's taxonomy places the organism in Eukaryota, Metazoa, Chordata, Mammalia, Rodentia, Muridae. The record is from RefSeq and is a predicted model, not a curated record. The transcript is spliced from 2 exons.